AUGUCUUCUAAGCGCUCAGAGGCCCUCCUCCGUGGUCUCUCGCUUGCUCUGCUAUUUGACUGGACCUCAACAUUCAGUCUUGUGUUUGGUGGUUGCUGCAGCAAUGCCCUCACCCUCGAACGCAUAACACAGACUCAUGCCUCUGCCGGUACUCUCCUCACCUUCGCCCAAUUCGUGGUCAUUUCCAUUCACGGCCUACCCAAAUUCAUCACAACAAUACGUGGACCACUUGGCAUGCCAAUACCAUGGCUGAAACGGCGCCGAAUUCCGCUCACACCCUAUCUCAUUCAAGUUGUUUUAUUCUAUGUCAUCUCGCUCUUGAACAACAAGGCCUUUGCCUUCCGUAUUCCUAUGCCAGUACACAUCAUAUUCAGGAGUGGAGGUCUGGUCAUCAGUAUGGUUAUGGGAUGGCUGAUCUCCGGUAGGAGGUACGUAUGGGUUCAUUUCGUUCUUCCAACCGCUUCGUUUACACGGACACGCAGGUACACCAUUACGCAAGUCCUGUCCGUUCUCCUAGUCACUGCGGGAGUGAUUGUUGCAAGUCUCUCAGCUUCUACCGUCAAAUCACGCAAGCCACCUUCGGUGAACGUAUCUUCAGGAGACGUGAAGUCGACGACUGAACCAUCAUCAUCCGGCCUUCAAAUGUACCUCACAGGGAUUGGAAUCUUGACCCUCGCUCUCGUCCUCUCUGGAUUUUUGGGAAUCGUUCAAGACAGGACAUACUCACACUACGCCGCACCUAAAACAACUUCCCAGCCUUCCUCAUCAUCGACGAAGUCCGAGUCAAUCACCCCACCGACGCCACAACAACCUAAAGAUACCCGUCCCUCCACCUGGGAAGAGUCCAUGUUCUACCUCCACUUUCUCUCAUUGCCCAUGUUCCUUUUCGUUCGCAAUGACAUUACUUCACAAACUCAAUCUAUCCUCCGCAUUUCUUCUUCCUCCCCCUCCCUCGCCCAAUCUUUAUCGAGCUCAUCCCUUCUCUCCUCCCUGACCUCUCCAAAAUCCUCACCUCUAUCUUUCUCAUCCUCCUCUUUCCCCGGCCCAGGAUCACCCCUUCUUCCACCGCUCUCUCCACCUCUUCCUCUCCCUAUGACCUCCAAGACAGCCUAUGUCCUCCACACAACUUUAACCUUCCUCCUUCCCUACCUCAAUUCUAUCCCAUCCGCUCUCCCACUCCUCGUCCUCAACACACUCACGCAACUCCUCUGCACCGCGGGCGUCAACCGCCUCACGACGCGCGUGAAUAACCUCACCGUCACACUCAUUCUCGUCGUGAGGAAGGCUGUAUCCCUGAUUUUGAGCGUCGUGUUGUUCAGGAUGGGAGGGAAGGGUGAUGGUGGUGAGGGAGCGGGAGGCGAAGAAGAGGAUGUGGCGGUUUGGAUGAUGUGGCUCGGGGCUGGAUUGGUAGGCUUGGGGACUGUGGGGUAUGCGGUUGGUGGGAAGAGAAAGCCUGAGGUGAAGGAUAAGAAAGAGUGA
Messenger RNA from Stereum hirsutum FP-91666 SS1, 1479 nucleotides. RefSeq names its product UAA transporter. Gene Ontology annotation, biological process: transmembrane transport. Gene Ontology annotation, molecular function: UDP-N-acetylglucosamine transmembrane transporter activity. Gene Ontology annotation, cellular component: endoplasmic reticulum membrane; Golgi membrane. The record is from RefSeq and is a predicted model, not a curated record. NCBI's taxonomy places the organism in Eukaryota, Fungi, Basidiomycota, Agaricomycetes, Russulales, Stereaceae. The transcript has 2 exons. Bases 1 to 1479 code for a protein of 492 amino acids.